This is a messenger RNA of Osmerus eperlanus (European smelt), 2688 nucleotides long. Its product is annotated as E3 ubiquitin-protein ligase TRIM39-like. Gene Ontology annotation, cellular component: cytoplasm. Gene Ontology annotation, biological process: protein ubiquitination. Gene Ontology annotation, molecular function: protein binding; ubiquitin protein ligase activity; zinc ion binding. The transcript has 2 exons. The record is from RefSeq and is a predicted model, not a curated record. NCBI's taxonomy places the organism in Eukaryota, Metazoa, Chordata, Actinopteri, Osmeriformes, Osmeridae. The coding region runs from base 565 to 2127 and encodes 520 amino acids.
AAGGGACUGAAUUGUUCCCACAAGAAUAGCAAUACAAACUUGCCCUCUCUGUGUCUAAAAAUGUAAAGCAUUCGGACUGAACUUGAACCUCUAAGGUUAGGACAUUCAAGCACUUGUGGGUACAUAUCCUAUACAUUCCUACAGCUUUGUGGUUUAUCACUGAAGACUGAAGGAGUCUUGACUGCUGUUUGUUGAACUGUUUUCAUGGCAAUUAGGUGGACUUAUUACACGUUGGCAAAGGCUCCAGAAGUAAAUGGCUGAUUUCACAGCUUCUUGUGCCUUGGCAGUUGGGAACAUGUGGUAUUUGGUUGGUAUGAGAGGGAGAGAAUGAGCAUUUGGUUACUCUAUGUUUGGAGAUGACCUCUUUCAAGUUCAGUAACAUGACCCAUCUGCAGUAUUGCCAAAGCAGGGUCAAGGCAGCGUCACAGAGCCAAAGUGAGUGAAACCUAAGUUGAUGGACAACUUUAAUUUAGGCUACUGUCCUAUAUCUUUGUGGGUCAUUGAAGAGUAGAAGCAACUCAAAGACACACACACACUCAGGUCCACAUUUUGGUCUGUCUCAGUAUGUCUUCCAGAAGUCUGCUGUCUGAAGAGCAGUUCAAGUGUUCUAUCUGUCUGGAUGUCUUCACUGAAUCUGUCUCUAUUACAUGUGGACACAACUUCUGCAAGGCCUGUAUCGCUAUGUACUGUCAAUGCGAUAAUAUGUGUCAGUGUCCAUUUUGCAUGGAGCAAUUCUAUGGAGAACCUGAUUUUAAAAAGCUGGACAAACAGGAGUUUGAAUUCCUUGCCAAACCCGGAGAAGGGUCCAUUGAACAUAAACUCACAAGCAAGAACCAAACAAAAUGGAUGAACCCUUUGGUGAAACUGACCGAUAAGAAAGAAAAACUGAUGAACCCUGUUGACAAGAUGGUCAGCCCUGGGAAUACACAGGUUGUACAGAAGAUGUGUAAGAAGCAUCACAGACCCUUAGAGAUGUUCUGUAAGAGAGACCAGACAUGUGUUUGUGUCAUGUGCAUAAAAACAGACCAUGAAGCCCAUUAUACAAUUCCACUUCAGGAGGAAUAUAAAGAGACAAAGGUUCAACUGGGAAUAGAAAAUGGAGGUGUGCAGCACAUGAUCCAGGAGAGACUUGAGAAGGUUCAGGAGAUUCAACUCUCAAUAGAGAUCAGCAAGAGCGAUGCAGAGAGAGAGAUAUCAGACAGCAUUCAGGCCUUCACUGCUCUGGUGCACUCCAUUGAGAAAAGCCAGGCUGAGCUCAUUGAGGUGAUUGAGGAGAAGCAGAAAGCAGCAGAGAAACGGGCUGAAGGGUUCAUUAAAGAUCUGGAGCAGGAGAUCACUGAGCUGAAAAGGAGAAGCACUGAGCUGGAGCAGCUCUCACACACUGAGGACCACCUCCACCUGCUCCAGAGCUUCCCAUCCCUGAGCACCCCUCCACACACCAAGGACUGGUCUGAGAUCAGUGUCCACAGUGAUCUGAGUAUUGGGACAGCAAGGAGAGCAGUGUGUCAGAUUGAGGAUACAUUGGUAGAUGUUUUGAAGAAGUUGUGUGAAGCUGAACUGAGGAGGACCCGUCAGUAUGCUGUUGAUGUAACUCUGGACCCAGACACAGCCCAUCCAAGACUCCGUCUGUCUGACGAUGGGAAAAGAGUCAAGCAUGGAUAUGUCAGGAAGGAUCUCCCUGACAACCCAGAGAGGUUUGAUCCUGUUGUCUUAGUCCUGGGAAAGCAGGGCUUGUCCUCAGGUAGGUUCUACUAUGAGGUGCAGGUUGAGGGGAAGACUGAGUGGGAUCUGGGAGUGGCCAGAGAGUCCAUCAACAGGAAGGGGGAGGUAACAGUAAGCCCUGAGAAAGGACACUGGACAAUAUGGCUAAGAAAUGGAAGUGAGUACAUGGCUCUCACAGACACCCCUGUCCUCCUCUCCCUGAAACAGAAGCCCCAGAAGGUGGGAGUGUUUGUGGAUUAUGAGGAUGGUCAGGUCUCCUUUUAUGAUGUGGAGGCAACGUUUCACAUCUACUCUUACACUGGCUGCACCUUCACUGAGAAGCUGUACCCGUAUCUGAGUCCUUGUCUUAAUGACGAAGGUACCAACUCAGCUCCUUUGAUCAUCACCCCUGUACAAAAGAGUUAGUCACAACAUCUUCUAUACAGUACAAUGUUCUUGUCUCCUAACGAGACCUGGCACAUUUUGUCUGCUUGUGUUAAUUGUGAGCUUUUGUCACCAUGUAAACAAAGUUGUGUUAGUACAUAGUUGGGGACUGAGCUGAAGUCAGUAAACUGUGAACAACUAGGUUGUUUACUCUUGAUUUUUGUUUAUCUUAUACGUGAAAUAGUAGACCUGUGCUUUUUCUUGAAGAAACUAACCCAGAUUCCACAUAGUGGUUAAUGGCUCUGUGCAAUACAAUGCAAAGUAUGUUACUUAAAGCAAUGUUUGAGUGCCACCCAAGAAAUCUUGCUUAAAGCUUCAGGUUAGCAAUUAUUUGGAAAUCCAUGUCAAAGUUUUUACCGUUGUUUGCUAACUGGCAUUUUUGUCUGUGUUUUUAACCAGAAACCAGACCUAAAGAUUAGGAUGCUGCUAACAUGAUGUCAUCAUCUUAACAUUCUUAUUUAGAUUUGUUGUGUGUCAAUGGUGUAUACCCCAGUAUAUGUGAGAUCGAAAUUGAAAACUGAUGGAUUAAACUAGUGCACAAGA